Molecule: messenger RNA, 2073 nt
Organism: Brassica napus (rape)
Lineage: Eukaryota; Viridiplantae; Streptophyta; Magnoliopsida; Brassicales; Brassicaceae
Exons: 2
Coding region: 1-2073 (690 amino acids)
Molecular function (GO): RNA-DNA hybrid ribonuclease activity; nucleic acid binding
Source: RefSeq, a predicted model, not a curated record
AUGGCGGUCAAGACCGAUAUGAGUAAGGCCUAUGACCGGAUUGAAUGGGAUUUUCUUCGCGAGGUGUUGACAAGAUUUGGAUUUCACAGUAUGUGGGUCUCUUGGAUUAUGGAGUGUGUCUCCUCCGUUUCUUACACGUUCCUGAUCAACGGAGCACCUCAAGGAGGCGUGUUACCAUCUUGUGGGUUACGGCAAGGAGACCCGUUGUCCCCGUACCUCUUUAUCCUUUGCACGGAAGUCUUAUCGGGCCUAUGUAACCAGGCUCAAGACCGGGGUACUUUAGCGGGGAUCAAGGUGGCUCGCGGAUAUCCGGCGAUAAACCAUCUCUUAUUCGCAGAUGAUACGAUGUUUUUCUGUAGAUCGGACAGAGAUAGUUGUACUGAACUGAUGUCCAUCCUUAACCGUUAUGAAGCUGCCUCCGGGCAAUGUAUUAACCGGACCAAGUCUGCAAUUACUUUCUCCUUUAAAACGCUCCCGGCCACCAAAGAUAAUGUGAAGAAUGCCCUUGGGAUUGCGAAUGAAGGUGGCAUUGGAAAGUACCUUGGCUUAUCGGACGACUUUGGUAGGAAGAAACGGGAUAUCUUCUCAAUGAUAGUUGACCGGAUCCGCCAAAGGGCCCAUAGCUGGAGCUCCAAACUUCUCUCGGGGGCUGGAAAAUUGGUCUUGCUAAAGUACGUCCUAGUUAUGAUACCGUCGUAUGCGAUGUCCUGCUUUAAUCUUCCACAGUCCCUCUGUAAGCAGAUACAAUCAGUCUUGACUUGGUUUUGGUGGGACCUAAAACCGGAGAUAAGGCGACUUUGUUGGGUAUCAUGGGAGAAGCUCACGAUGCCGAAGAAUGCUGGUGGACUAGGCUUUUGCGAUAUUGAACACUUCAAUGAUGCUCUCCUAGCAAAACUCGCUUGGCGCUUACUCAAGCAUCCUGAUUCGCUACUUGGCCAGAUCCUAUUAGGAAAGUAUUGCCGACAGAACGAUCUCCUCUCAUGCUCUUCCUCGGGAGCCAUGUCACACGGUUGGAGAGGAAUUCUAGCUGGCCGAGAAGUAAUUAAGAGGGGAUUAGGCUGGGCAGUGGGCACAGGAAAGGACAUCAAUGUGUGGAAUGAAAAUUGGCUCUCAACGGGUGAAGUAUCACGUCCCAUUGGACCUCCAAAUUUCCAAGAUCAAGAUCUGACGGUGCAAGACCUCAUUCUUCCCUCAACGGGAGAGUGGAAUGUUAGCGCCAUAAGAGCCCACCUACCUCAGUAUGAGGAUACAAUCCGACUGUUACAGCCUAGUGCCUUUGAGAUGCAAGACACCUUGGUGUGGCUGCCUGAGAAGUCGGGAUCAUAUACCACAAAGUCGGGUUAUGCGCUGGCAAAACAACAUGGUACUUGUCAAGAAACAGAAGAGGCUCUACACCACUUUAACUGGAAAACGUGUGUCUGGAGCAUAGCAACAUCUCCUAAGCUAAAGCUCUUUAUGUGGAAACUAUCACACAAAGCCUUAUCGGUGGGUGACGCUCUGGUACGAAGAGGCAUUAAUGUCAAUGGGGAGUGUAAGCGGUGUGGAGGAAGAGAAAGUGAAAUCCAUGUGUUCUUUCAUUGCCCUUUUGCUGCAAAAGUGUGGGAUCUCUUGCCCGCUCUUCAAAAGUCCCUCAGUUCCACUGCAACAAUCCCACAACUUCUUGAAAGCAGCAAGCAUGGUGCUUGGGAUGCAAGCUCGAAGAAGUGCGGGAUGGGGUGGACUUUCAAAGACAAGGCGGGAUUGCUUCUGGCGCAAGGUUCUGAUGCAAGGGGCUAUGUCAAAUCCGUCCUAAUGGCAGAAGCUCUAGCACUGAAGACUGCGAUCUCGGCUGCAAUCCAUUUAGGCUUCCUCAACCUGAGGUGUCUUUCAGACUCUAGUAGUCUCAUUUCUCUGCUCACUACAGAUUCCUCUGUCACUGAGCUCCAAGGGAUCCUCCACGACAUCCGCGUGUUGAGUAGUUCCCUUUUAUCUAUUUCUUUUGCUUUUACGCCUCGAGCUUCAAACGUAUGUGCGGACGGUUUAGCCAAAUCAGCCCUACGUUUGUUUGUAAACUCUCCUCCUCUAAUUGAGUAA